This is a messenger RNA of Diuraphis noxia (Russian wheat aphid), 1102 nucleotides long. RefSeq lists its product as uncharacterized. NCBI's taxonomy places the organism in Eukaryota, Metazoa, Arthropoda, Insecta, Hemiptera, Aphididae. The record is from RefSeq and is a predicted model, not a curated record.
UGAACAUUUUUUAGGUAGAUAUUGAGUGGAUAUAAACAUUUUUAUAGGAUAUAGCUAUAUAUAGUGGUAUAGCUGUAAAACUCUACGCGAUCUAUAAUUAUAUUUGCUGUGUAGUCUGUGUUCAUGAUAUUAUAUCGUACGUUGACUUUGGGCAGCGGAAAUCGGACAAAAUCGUCUACAAAUAAUAUGAAAUAAUUAGACACAUAGGUACUAAAAAAAAUUUCUUAAUCUCAUGUUAUCACCGUACCCACCUAUAUUUUAAAUUAGUAUCAAUGGUAUAAUUAUUGUAUAGUUAUUGUAUAAUAUUUUGUUGCAAUUAGUCUAUAAAAAGGAGGGAGACCGCGUUCUCUACUGCGUAUAUUGUACAUUCAUUAGCUGGUUCAAAUACUUAUGCGCAGUAUAGUAGCAUUAAUUUUAAAUCAGUCUUGUUUUUGAUCGCCACAUAGUGAAUAUUAUGUAAAAGUAGCUGGUUAACAAAUAUCGCACAUCACAGUAUUAUUGUGAUAAUGAAAUUAUCAAUUUUUUUAUUGUUGCUGACUUUCGUAGUUACCUCAUUAUACGCGAGACACGUGCAUCAAACGUCGACUAAUAGAAGUCCCAAUUACAAACACCAAAAUCGGAUCAAUAGUACCACAAAAAUCAACAUUACCACUUUGGUCAAUCCUGUAGGACGAAAUUCCAAGCCGUUUCCUGCCUGCAAUACAACGAAAACAUGUAUAAGAUCAAACAGCACUGCCACAAAUGGCAAAAAAUUUCAUACGAGUAGUACAACACAGAAGUAUACUGGUACUAAGUCAAACGGUGUUGAUUCUAUAACCAAGAAAGUUGUGAUCGUAGAUGACCAUACAACAACCGAAUCAGAUCGAAUUCAUUCAAGAUUUUUUAUAAAUCCUCCAGUUAAGAUUAAGGAAUCUGAUUGUACGGAUGGACUAACCAGAUCCGUUAACGGAAACUGUGUUUUCAAGUUUUCAGAUGAUUGAAAUGGUAUUAAUUUAAUAAAUUAGCUUGAUUGRAUUACUUAUAUGUCUUAUAUGUUUGCAGUAUUAUUAUUUAAAUGCAUUUUUUAAACAUUUUAAUUACAAAAUUAAAUUAUUAUGAAAGC